Messenger RNA from Trichomycterus rosablanca, 807 nucleotides. RefSeq names its product alpha-ketoglutarate dehydrogenase subunit 4 (gene kgd4). The transcript is spliced from 5 exons. The coding region runs from base 144 to 473 and encodes 109 amino acids. Gene Ontology annotation, molecular function: oxoglutarate dehydrogenase (succinyl-transferring) activity. Lineage: Eukaryota; Metazoa; Chordata; Actinopteri; Siluriformes; Trichomycteridae. Gene Ontology annotation, biological process: 2-oxoglutarate metabolic process. The record is from RefSeq and is a predicted model, not a curated record.
AAUUCAACCAUUCGAUACGGUCCUAUUAGUCACUUUUAGUCUCCUGCACUAUGUAUAAAAAAAAUCUUCGUCAGUGUUGAACUUUACAUUUUCUAAUGUCAACAGAUUAUUUUGUAACCCGGAAUAAGUAGGAGGAGCUCGGCAUGGGAAGUAAAGUUAGUAGUGGCAAGAUGGCAGCAGUCAGUCGGGUCGUGCAGGCUGUGCGACCUCAUGUACCACUAAUGAAAUUUCCAAAUAGGCAAGAUAUUCAAAAGCCCAAUGUACAAGAAGCACUAAAAAUACUUGGAGUCAGCCUCCCACAAACAUCUACACCUGCAGCAGCAUCACCAGGGCCUAGAUCAACAGGACCAGUCAGUCGUCUCCCUGGCACUCCAGACAGUAUCGCUAUUGUUAAAGAGUUCCCGCAGAGAUACCGGCGACGGGAACUUGCGCUAGACGAAAUGGAUUAUAUUCAGCGUGGUGGCCCAGAAUGAUGUGGAACUAAGUGCAUUGUGUCAUCUCCUUUACCUGUGGAAAUAGUUUUUUUUCACCUUUCAGCAAUAAAAAGAAUUACUUAUUGCUAAAAUGUACAUAUAUUUGCUGUAUAACAUUGUGUGAACCUUUAAAACCAGUGCACAUAAAACUGCAAACUAAUUACAGGGUUCAAGCUCCUUAGUUCACACUACAGUACAGUAGUUCACAUUUAUAACAGAUGCCCUGACAGUUGUUCACUGCCCUACAAAGUGACAUCAAUGUGUCAUCAUCCUGCACAGGAUAUUGUAAAUCUGAAAUAUUAAAUGUUGAAUAAUUAAAUGCUGAAUAAUCUGA